UCCAGCAGGGCAAAAUCUGUCCCUCCUAAAACAAAAUAGGUUAAAUCAAGCUGUGGCGGGCUGUUUUAGUUAAACAUGGAUCUUGUGGGGUGUGUAAUGCCUCGUCAUUGAAAGCUGUCUUGUCCUUCUGUAAGGAAUCCCCGCCCGUCUAAAUAUUCUGAGAUACCCUGGUGACAAUUUCAAGUGCAACGAGGGACGCAAGGAAUGGCAGACGAGACACUGUUUGAGUUUCUCCAUAUGGAGAUUGUGUCACAUGUUUACAAGGAGCAACAAUCCGGUAAAGAAGUGAUGGACAACAAGGACAGAGCUGCCAGUGUCUCUGUGCUUGAAGGCAUGGGCUUCAGGGUGGGACAAGGACUCAUUGAACGGUUGACCAAGGACUCCCCCAGCUUCAAGGACGAGUUGGAUAUAAUGAAGUUUGUCUGUAAAGACUUCUGGACAAAGGUGUUCAGGAGGCAGGUCGACAACCUCAGAACCAAUCAUCAGGGUACAUAUGUGCUACAGGAUAAUAAGUUUGCUCUUCUGACUCAACUUUCCAGUGGAAAACAAUAUCUGGAUCAGGCUCCCAAGUACCUAGCGUUCUCCUGCGGCGUGGUGAGAGGAGCUCUGUCUAAUCUAGGAUUGGACAGCGUGGUGACCGCUGAGGUCGCAGUCAUGCCGUCAUGUAAAUUCCAAGUAGUGAUCCAGAAGUUGUGAGCUGAUUCUACUCCUCUGUGCUGGUGCUGCUAAACAGAGUCUGUGAGUUUGUAUUGAGCAUCAAGUUAGAAAGUAGUGUGUGGUCUCCCAUGAGGGCAGUUCAACAGCAAAAGGAGUCAAACACCUCACACAUUUCAACAGCUGAGCCCAAUAGCCAAGUUCUGCUUACAACCAGGUAGCUUUGGCAGGAUCGUCUUAGCCAGAUGUUCCUCUUGCUUGUGGUAUGCUGAUACGGGACAUUUCUUUCUUAAGCAUCUUCAUUUCAAUAUAGAUCGUUUCCCGUUUCAGUUUCUGAGACAGUAUCUAAUGAUCUAGCUCAUGACACUGGGCCAGACUAACCACACCUGGCUGAGCCUCGAAAAGAAACUCUCAUAGUGGCUGUAAAUGCAAAUAUGCAAAUGUUAAGUGGAUACCUUUUUAAUUUAUUAUUCUUAGUAAUGUGAUACAUUGUUGACUGCUAAGUAAGAAAAACAAAGACUGAAUGAUGAAUAGAGUCUGGGAUAAGCCAUCAGUUCAGAUGAUAUCUGAAGGCUGCCAACUGCCGCACUGUCUUUUUAAAAAAAUCUGUUCCAGUAGCGAGUUGGGCUUUGAAAAUCAUUACACCUGACACGCUAGAUUCAUUAUUAAACACUUGUUUUUCUGCAGACACAGGGAGAGGCUGUAACCUGCUCCUGGUGCUUUCCCUGCCUAGUAGCAGAUCGCCUUUAGGAGCUCAGUCUUUCAUGUACACCGUUAUUAUAUAUGAAACUUAUUUCAGGCAAAAUACAAAUCUAGGUUAAUUCCGCUCUCCGUUCAAGUUACAGAUCUAGUAUUGGAUGUAAUAGGUUUCUAGGCUGAAACUGGGUAAACAGAUUGUUUUUUGUACUAUGAUGUGCACUUUUCUUCCUUUGGUACAGAAGUGAUAUGUAGAUGUUUCCUUCUAACUUCUUCAGUGAGCUGCAGAUGACUGAAUCAUAUUGAAUAGAACGCCACAUGGAUUUUUGUUACAUUUCUUAAUGAAUCAUUGUUUCCUAAAACCACUUAAAUUGAUCUAGAUGUCACUUUGUCCUAUUUUAUUGUGUGAACUAAAGAGCUGAUCUAAAUGGAGCUUAUCUGAAGCUCUGUCUGAGAGAAACCCACCCCUCUGGUAGAUGCAGUUGCUCCUUUCUCCCACUAGAGGGACACAUAAAGCUGUUGUUACAUUUAUUGUCAGCUACUUGAUCUGAGUAGACAUGAAAAUCCCUCUUGCGUGGGUGAUUUCUGCAAACCAGAAUCUGUUGCAUUUGCCCUCGCCUUUGCUUAACUUAUUAAUAUUUCUUUCAUGUUUAUGAUCCAUAUCAUGAGUUUAGUAUUAGAAGUGCAACUGCAUGUAAGUGUACAGUGUCCCACCAGGCUAGACCUCAACUUAAUGAAAAGCAUGUGGUCAACCUAAGGGACCAAAUUCACAAAAUGCUGACCUGGGUUCAGUCAAACCUAUAAUCAGAUUUGGUCAAAUAUUUUACACGUUAGAAAUAAACCCUCUGGAUUUAUAUUAUAGUUGCAUUUUUGGAAUUUGCCACUUAUGGUUAAAUUAAAGAUCUCAUUCACUUUUCUUUUUGUUGUCUCUGGCUCUGAGAGUGUGUGUAUUAGUAUUGCACUGCCAAUGGUUUGGCAAAGCACAAUAAAGAUCUUUUCGUGCA
Messenger RNA from Betta splendens (Siamese fighting fish), 2354 nucleotides. RefSeq names its product trafficking protein particle complex subunit 6B, like (gene trappc6bl). Lineage: Eukaryota; Metazoa; Chordata; Actinopteri; Anabantiformes; Osphronemidae. The transcript has 7 exons. Gene Ontology annotation, biological process: endoplasmic reticulum to Golgi vesicle-mediated transport; regulation of GTPase activity. The record is from RefSeq and is a predicted model, not a curated record. Gene Ontology annotation, cellular component: TRAPP complex; cis-Golgi network; trans-Golgi network. Bases 205 to 696 code for a protein of 163 amino acids.